AUGAUCGAAAAAGAGGUUCUGGAGGAAUUGAAACGUUCAUUGUCUGAGUGGGGCAUAGGCCUGACUGGACAUUCCAAUACCUUCGAACACGAGCGCUUUCGAAUCAAGAUGCGAGAUGCCGUACUCGAUGCAAUGGAUGAAAAGUUGGAUCGAAUUGAUGACUUUGAAGAUCUGAUGGAAAAAGAGUUUCCAAAUACGUUGGAGCAGGCAUAUGAAUAUAUUCUAUAUAAUGGAGAUAUUGCCAAUGUUCCUUUGUUCCUUUGUCAUGAUAGUUUCAUUGAAACUGGAGGCUUUGCACCCUUUCACCGUUGCUGCGACCGGCAAUAUUCUCGUCCCCAAGAAGUCGCUGAAUACAAAAAAAGAGUCGUUGGAUACAACCGCAAGCCGCAGUUUCAAAAGGUAAAAUUGGCACAACUCGAUCCGUUGAAUCGAUUCCGCUUUGAACAAGUUAGCGAGGCGGAGCUCUCCUUUCAUCGGUGGUUCGUUGAAAGUGAUGACAGCAGACUAGGAGUCUUCAUGGAGGCUGCCAUUAGUUGCUAUGCAAUCCAUAACGAAAGAUGUUUUGCCUGCAAACGUCCCAAAUCGCUGCGAUGGAAAGGAGGAAGUAGCGAUGCGUGGCAAGAUUUGGUGUGUACCAAAUGUCAAGCCAUUUAUGAAGUCAAGACCAAAGCAACUAUGGAACACAUCGAUAGGGCCUUGUAUUUCAACCGAAUUUCUGGUGGAUCCUUUCGAGCAGCAUGUCGAUUGGAAAACUCCAGGCCUUCAGAUCAGAAACGAUACCUUGUGUUGCUCCCAAGGAAUGCUACCACCAACAAAAGCGGACAAUUGGUGCAUCCAGUCCAAGUGGGGGAAAUCUCCACGAUCCUUCCAGCCGCCUGUGACUCAUCAUUUAACGUAAAUACACCAGGCAUUGCUAUAAGAAGCAUUGUUUCGUUGAAGAAACAGAGUGUAUCACUCAGUGAUGGAAAGUUCAAAACAACGAGACACUGGUUCGACCUGCCGAAAUCCGUUGUUGCCAGACCACUGAAGGAAAUUGCAAGAGAAGUAUUUUUGAAGCGCUUCUCCGAGGAUGAUCUGGAAAGGUUGGAGUCCAAGUAUAUACUCGAUGUUACCAUUGCGGGAUCAGAAAAAAAGGAGGAGGCAGACACCAUUAUUGAUGGCCAUGAUGAAGUUUUUGCCAACACAAUAAUCGAGUUGCCUCAGGUGGAUGACUGGGAGGAUCACUCUGAGGAUGAGUGA
This is a messenger RNA of Cylindrotheca closterium, 1239 nucleotides long. The record is from the annotation of a GenBank genome assembly. NCBI's taxonomy places the organism in Eukaryota, Bacillariophyta, Bacillariophyceae, Bacillariales, Bacillariaceae.